This is a messenger RNA of Caenorhabditis briggsae, 1140 nucleotides long. RefSeq names its product Protein CBR-SRW-112 (gene Cbr-srw-112). Gene Ontology annotation, molecular function: G protein-coupled peptide receptor activity. The transcript has 4 exons. The coding region runs from base 1 to 1140 and encodes 379 amino acids. Lineage: Eukaryota; Metazoa; Nematoda; Chromadorea; Rhabditida; Rhabditidae. Gene Ontology annotation, cellular component: membrane. The record is from RefSeq and is a predicted model, not a curated record.
AUGUUUCCCGAAUACAGUAAUAAGACACUCAAAAUCCUAUGUUCACUUCAUGAUGGCCUAAAGGAACUUUAUCUAUUCUGCUUAAAUUAUGAAGCUUAUGUUGCUCUUUUGGUGUUCAUCGUAAACUUCUUCCACUUCAUCGUUCUAACCAGAAAAUCCAUGAGAUCUUCCUCUAUCAAUUGGAUAAUGGCAGCUACUGCAAUCACUGAUAUGAUCUCACAGUUGUGGCCUUUAUUUUGGGGACUUGCACAAAUUUUCGCAUUCUUCUACCCUUGCUAUUCCAAAAAAACAGCCUACCUGAUUUAUUUUCUCGACAAUCUUUUCACUGCCAUUGAUAGCUUCUCAAGAAGGUGCACCACAUGGCUGAGUCUAUCCAUGGCAUUUAUAAGGACUCUCGUGAUUCGAAACCCUUUGAAACUACAUUAUGACAACCUUACAAAACCAAAAGCUGCGUUUAUUGUGGUCGUUAUAGUUGGAAUUGCUUGCCUGCCUCUUGGGAUAAUGAACUAUUUUUGGAGAGCUAUAAUAGAAGAAGAAGGUGUUGAAGAGUGUACGGGAAAUGGAACUUCUGGUUUUGAAUAUUAUACGGAAACUUCUGCAUGGUUCGCAGACAAUGAUAUGUUGGUUUAUAAUAUUUAUUAUUAUCUGGAGGGUGUGUUUUUUAAGUUUAUUCCCAGCAUUCUAUUCCCAAUCGUCACUAUUUUCUUGAUAAUCGAAAUCCGAAAAAAUGAUAAAUCCAGCCGGAAGGCUCUGAAUUCGCGUUCUGAGAAGGAUUCCGGGAAAAUGACGAGACUAAUAUUCUAUUUAAGUCUAACGUUUUUUGUCGGAGAGUUUCCCAUGGCAAUAUUGUAUACCCUUAAUCCAAUUCUCGAUAGGUAUUCAAAUAAUCCGGGAUUCUAUUUUGCUACGGUCUACGCUCAAUCAAUAUUUUUCACUGUCUUGAGAGUUACAUCAGCAAUUCAUUUUCUCAUUUGUUUUUUAAUGUCCUCACAGUACAGGACUACCGCAACAAGUGUUAUUCUGUGUGGUUAUACACCAAAACAAAAUAUAAUCCAACCAGUGCAAUCAAUUCACUCAGGCGCUACAUCUGCAGUGUUCUCAAAAAAUGCGUCUCCGCCAGUCACUCGUACGCAAUUCUGA